AGGCAAAUGCCAUUCGAUAGGCCUGGACUUUCGAAGGCCGAUGCAGUGGGUGUUUGCUGCUUACAUGUGAAAAUGCCACUCCUCAUCCCUGCACUUCCAUAUCAGAUCUGUCGUCUACCUACGGCCACUAAGUUAAACUAUGUGUUGGACAUGGGCGUAUGUCAUUUGUCAUCUAUCUUCCGUCUUUGCGAUGUGCAAGAGUCAUGCAUGUACAGGUGUCCUUAGUAGCUUGCGCUUUUCCUUUCUACCUUGAACCGCCAUCACCCCGUCGCCGACAGCGGUUCAUGCCCUGCCCCUCCAGACUCUCUCGUUCUAAUGACAAAGGCUUCAUAUUGCGAAGGCGGCAUUCAAUGACUUUCCAAGACGACAUUGGACUUUCUCGUGUCCUCUUCCCAGCAAACCAAUGUUUGUCAGCCCUGGUUGCCUUCUUUGCCUCGUCGCCACAGUAUGCCUCUUUGCGCGAAAUACCACGUCGAGGCUGAACGCAUGCACGCCAAGCAGAGGUCCUUCAAGCAGGACGAACCAACGGGGCGUCACGCCCUGGGAAUGAUGGGAGAGGUAUAUGGCCGCUUCAUUCCUCAAAAAUGUAGUCUGUUUUCUCUCUCUUGC
Molecule: messenger RNA, 609 nt
Organism: Cucurbitaria berberidis CBS 394.84
Lineage: Eukaryota; Fungi; Ascomycota; Dothideomycetes; Pleosporales; Cucurbitariaceae
Exons: 1
Coding region: 159-482 (107 amino acids)
Source: RefSeq, a predicted model, not a curated record